Molecule: messenger RNA, 1218 nt
Organism: Rhodamnia argentea
Lineage: Eukaryota; Viridiplantae; Streptophyta; Magnoliopsida; Myrtales; Myrtaceae
Product: ycf20-like protein
Exons: 3
Coding region: 169-771 (200 amino acids)
Source: RefSeq, a predicted model, not a curated record
GUUUCCCCUUCCCUCUCCCUCUCUCUCUUCCGUCGAGCUUACUGCCAGAGACUGGGAGUCUCUGAAAUCAGUCCGAGCUGACAACCGCCGCGAAAGGAGCCGACUGAGGUCGGCUCGCCGUCUCGCCUUCCAGACUUUUUGCGACAGGCAAGUUCAGGUCUUUGCUUGAUGAUGGCAGCUACUGCAAUAUCACCCCAUAUUCCGGCCAACAUUAAAUCGGCAUCUUUGAAAUAUCCGUGGUCAGGAGUUGCGGUUGUUGGCCUUGCAGGAUGCUUUCACACAGCUGCCUAUGCAUUUAGCCAGAAGCUUUGUUCCCAGUUCUCCUUCUUCCAUGUAACCCGGCCUUCAUUGGUGAAUGAUUUCAAAAACAUGACCUGGCCCAUUCGGAGUAGUGCAGAUGGCAGAGGAUUGGAUUUGGAUCCUUCCACAGAUGGCACGAAUGGCACAACACGAUUGAUAAGGGCAAUGCAAGACUUUCAAAAUAAACUUGGUGCCAAAGUCCAAGAGAUCAGGAAAAAUUUCCCAAUGAAGGUGCUCUUUUUCUUGGUGGGCUUUUACUGUGCAACAGCCUUUGCAACUGUCAUCGGGCAAACAGGGGACUGGGACAUUCUAUCUGCUGCCUUAGCUGUGGUGGUUGUCGAGGGAAUUGGAGCUCUUAUGUACAGGGCUUCUGUUCCUGUAUUCAGCCGUGUUAGAAGCCUUAUUUCCAUGUUCAAUUACUGGAAAGCCGGGCUUUCCCUUGGUCUCUUCUUGGACUCGUUUAAGUACUGAAUAGAUGACACCAUUGGCUUACACAGCCUUUCACAUUACACAGCCUUUCAGGUUGCAGAGAUGCAAGGAUAUCUGCUAGCCGGAUGCAUGAGGCACCAGAGCAUCUUGGAGUCUAAUCAUUCAGAGCAAUGGAUCUGUUGGAUAACGUUCUUCCAAGUAUGCUAUUUGACAUGAAUCAGCUGGCAAAAAGUCGAGAGUUUUAGCUCUAUGUUAGAGAAUAGAAGAGUAUGCAAUUUGGCAUGAAUCGCCUUCUCCGGCGGAUUCCAUGUGGAUUGAGUCUUCUGAUGGUGGGUGCCUCCUGAAUCUCUCCAAGAUGAUAAAAUUCUCUUUCUCAAGUAUCAGAGCAUGUAAAUAACUACCUCGGCAUUAUUUUGCUGCUGGGGGCUUCAUACGUAAGUAAGGACUUUUAUAUUGAGAUGGUUGGGGUUAUCAAAGUUUGUUACUGAA